Molecule: messenger RNA, 1187 nt
Organism: Paramecium sonneborni
Lineage: Eukaryota; Ciliophora; Oligohymenophorea; Peniculida; Parameciidae
Source: the annotation of a GenBank genome assembly
AAUGGCUAACAUAUAAACAACUGAUAAUAUUACUUAAGUGAUUCAAAUAAAUCCUUAAAUUCAAACACUUCCAAAUUAAGUUUAAAUUCCUAAUCAAAUUACACAAAUGUAAUAAUCCCAAUAAUAAACAAUUACUGUAUAUGCUCCUUAAUUAAAUCUACCAAAGCCUUAAUUUAAUCUUAAUCAAGUUCAAGCCAUCUAAUUCCCUUAAUCUCAACAUCCUUAAAACAUGAUUCCACCUUAAUAAUAAUAAUAUGUCUAAUAUCAAUAAUAACCAUAAAUAAUGUAACCAUUGCUUCCUAUUAUUAAACAAGAGGAAACCUUAAAACAUGAUUAAUUAAGAUUGGCUGGUAAAAUGGAGAGAAGAUAUUUUAAUUUACAAGUUCUUUGUUUCUUUCUCCUAUUUUAAGCCUUUGCUUUAAUUCUAUGCUGUGCUUCAUAUCAAAAUAAUUUUACUCAAUUCCAAUAUAAUCUUUAUGGAAGCUUUAAAGUUCCCUUUUACAUCUUUACUGUGAUGAUGAGUCUUUCACUUAUUUAUUCAUACGCAAUCUCCAAAAAAUCAAAGGAUAAAUAAAUUAAUACUAUUCUUUGUGUUUUUUAUGGAUUAACAUAUGGUUUCUUUAUUUAAGCUUUGUAUUCCUCUACUUAUUAUAAUUUCACAUAUUAUUAAAAUGGUAACUAUUAUCACUUUUUGGAAUCAAAUGGAGAUGAUGUUAUAGUAGUAAUAGUAUACAGUUUUAUAAAUCUUGAAACUUUGUCAUUAUUUUCUUAUACAAUGUAAGAGUUAAAUCAAUUAAAUUUUAAAAGUAAUUUUUUACUAUUAUAAUUAGGUUCUUUCUGGUACAUAGUGAUACCUACUAUUACCUAUGGUGGAAUUUUAUUUUCUCUUUAUGAUAAAUAUGCUAUUUUAUGUGGAAUUAUCUUUGGUGCAAUUUUCUUUGGGUUUUAUUUAUAAUUCAUACUGUAAAGAAUUAAUCAAUCUACUAAAGUAAUUAUCAUUUUUAUAAUCAAAUAGUUUAAUUUAAGAACCGAUGAUGGUUAAUAUGCAGCUGUUCUAUUCAGUUUCUUAAUUUUAAUUCCAUUUUUUGAUAUCAGAAAUAAUAAAAGUGAUGAAAUGGUUUAAGAAUCUUAAGGCUAAAACUCUUAGUAAAAAAAUGUACAAUGAGGAAAAUCAUAAAACAAUACCC